Messenger RNA from Xenopus laevis (African clawed frog), 1229 nucleotides. RefSeq names its product coiled-coil domain-containing protein 153 (gene drc12.L). The transcript is spliced from 7 exons. Bases 157 to 756 code for a protein of 199 amino acids. Lineage: Eukaryota; Metazoa; Chordata; Amphibia; Anura; Pipidae. The record is from RefSeq and is a predicted model, not a curated record.
UGUUGCCCGUGAUUUCUAAUGGCGGCCCUGCCCACGCCAAUACAAGACUUAUGUUGUCUGAAACAGAGCACAGAGACCUACAGCAAUUCCUAAAGACCAGAAUGUAGAAAGUCCAAAAACGGCUGAUUGCAGAAGAAGAUACUGCAAAAUUGAGAUAUGCCUCCAAAGCAAAAGGGAAAAGCUCAAAAGAAAAAGGGGAAGAAAACAAAGAAUGGAACAAGCUCAGUGGAGGAACAGUUUCGCAAGGCAUUGUUGGAAGUUGAAGUUUUACAGGAUCACUUGGCUCUACGCAGGCAAGUAACACGGCGAACUCAGGAACACAAAGAGGAGCUGCGUGCAAAAUUGCAGGACCUGCAGGGAGACCUGCAUGAGGAGAAAGAUGAGAAACAUGCUAUUUACAGUGAGAUGACUCGUCAGCAGCAGGCUUUGGAACAGCAGAGCUCAGCAUCUAUCCAGGCCCUGAAACAGGAGGUGGAAGAACUUAGGUUACAACUUGGUGACACUCAGCAAGAACUAGAGGAGGUUCGAGAAGAAUUGGAGCACACAAAAUCCAAGAAAGAUGCUGAAAUUACACACCUGCGUGGAGAGGUGGAAAACAUGGAGUCAGAAUAUGAGAAUUUGUUGCAUUCCUGCCUGGAUCAUCUACUUUCAAAGCUCAGUGGGGCAGAACUGCAGUGGAAGGAUCAGGCCUUGUCUAUCCAUCAACAACACAAACAGAUGUUACAGGACUAUGGAUUAAACCCUCUCGACUUCUAAUGAUUUAGAUAAAACAAUAGAUAUUAUGGAAUUACCACCAUAUGAGGACGUGCAGUUACAGAACGGUGAGGUCAAGUGGUUCAGAAUACACUGGUGUGGGGUAGUUAUCUAUGGAGCAAGGUGGUAGGCCAAAGUAGACUUUGUCAGCUGAAUGGAAAUAUGAGUGGGGUUUAUUAGAGUGGUCUGCUCUGACCUAAAAAUGUAGUCGAUCAGGUACCUUUGUCAAAGUAUGAGUGGGUCCUCCACAGCUGAUUUAGAAUUGGGAGGACUCUUCAAGUCCAAGAAUUUACCAGCCUGACAAUAAAAAAACAUCUUCAUAAUGGACUGAAGAAGUUUCUUCUGUUGUAGAAAUAAAGUAGGUCAUUCCAAAGCUUAUGAUGGAUUAUUGAUGAUGUAUUUUAUAGUGUACCUUUGUCAAAUGACUGCAUGUACCAAACACAGCAGAAAACUAAAAACAAAAUCUUUAAAAAAGA